AUGGCUGCCCUCCGUAAGAAGCAUACAGAAAGCAUAGCAGAAAUCACAGACCAAUUGGAUGCCAUGCAGAAGAUGAGAGCGAAGCUCGAAAAGGACAAGGUGCAACAGCAACGGGAAAUCGAAGAGCUACACUCUGCUAUUGAUUCUGAAUCCAAGCAGAGACAGAAUGUUGAGCGCCUUGCUAAACAGCUUGAGAGUCAGCUCACUGAUAUGACCCUGAAGAGUGAUGAACAAGCCAGAACUAUCCAAGAGCUCACAAUGUACAGAAGUAAACUACAGGGAGAGAAUAGCGAGCUGAACAAGCAGUUGGAGGAUGCUGAAUCGCAGCUGGCUGCUGUUAGUCGUAUAAAGCAACAACUUCAUGCUCAAGCUGAGGAGGUUCGUCGACAACUGGAACAAGAAACCAGAGAGAGACAACAGAUACAGAUGCAGGUCCUUACCCUUCCACAUCUCAUUGGUUAUCCAUAG
Molecule: messenger RNA, 468 nt
Organism: Strongylus vulgaris
Lineage: Eukaryota; Metazoa; Nematoda; Chromadorea; Rhabditida; Strongylidae
Source: the annotation of a GenBank genome assembly